AAUUAUAUUGCUAAUUAUAUUAAACAAGGAUAAUUUAAUUUUCUCACAAAAAGAUGGAUUAAGCUUUUAAGUAGAACUUAUGGAAGUUAAUAUAUUUAGAGAUUAAUAUGGUUACUCCAAUAAUCAUUAUGUGCAUCAGUUUGAUUUACUUUGAUAUGUACACUUUGACCAUCUUUCUCUACAAUUCGAUUUGUUUAGUUAUAAUGCCUGCAAUUUACAUUAAAUUUAUUUUGAAAGAUCCAAAGAAAAAAGAGCUUUCAUACUACUUUAGAAACAGAUUGGAAAACCCAAAAAAGUAGAUGAUAGUUGGCUUUAUUCUUUUUUCUGUCAUAUAUGCUGCAAUUGUUAUUAAUUAUGAUAUCUGUGAGAAUUAUUUUAAAAAGGAGAUAAUUGAUGAAAUACAUGUUAAUUUUGAUAAAAAAAUUUUAAACUUUGUUGUAUUGGUCAUCAUUUUUGGAUUUUGCAAUCCUUUUUUAGAAGAAUGGUACUGGAGAAACUUUAUCCCUCAAGCUAUUUUUGAUCUCUUAAAUCAUAGCUAUAAUAACGAAAAUGAAAAUUAGGAUGACAGAUUGGAGUAAGGCAGCGGAGAAUUCCAUAACUUUUAAGAUAAUGACUUAGAAAAUAGAAUUAAUGAUUAGUAUAACUCUUAACUCGAAUAUAAUGUAGAAAGUAAUAGACCAACAAAUAAACUUUCAAAUAAGAAUGUAGAAAUCUUUCAACUUCUUUAUGCCUUGCACUAUUCAAGUUAUCACUUCUUUGUUGUCAUGCACAUCACUAAUCCCUACUUUGCCAUAGCAGGUACUCUUGUAGUAUGGAUAGCAGGUAGAGUAUUCUUAUUGAUUAACAAUAAAGUAGGUUUCAUAGCAAAUGGACUUGCUCAUAUGGGAGCUGACGUUGGGUUUUGCACUCUUGCUCUAGUAAUUUUCUAUAAUAAUAAAAUAUUAUGAAAUGUUUUUGAAAAAAUAAAAAUAUAAAAGACUCUUUUUAAAACAACAAUAAAAAAUAUUAUCAAAACUUAAUUAAUUAAUAUCUCAUUUAUUGAUCAUUUAAACUCUACCAUUUUUUGUUAUUCUUUGUAAUUUUUAUUCAAUUACCUCUUAAAAUAAUAAAAUCCACUCAAGUCAAUU
Molecule: messenger RNA, 1127 nt
Organism: Tetrahymena thermophila SB210
Lineage: Eukaryota; Ciliophora; Oligohymenophorea; Hymenostomatida; Tetrahymenidae
Product: CAAX protease self-immunity protein
Exons: 1
Source: RefSeq, a predicted model, not a curated record